Messenger RNA from Acanthopagrus latus (yellowfin seabream), 3234 nucleotides. RefSeq names its product Rho guanine nucleotide exchange factor (GEF) 16 (gene arhgef16). Gene Ontology annotation, molecular function: guanyl-nucleotide exchange factor activity; protein binding. NCBI's taxonomy places the organism in Eukaryota, Metazoa, Chordata, Actinopteri, Spariformes, Sparidae. The transcript has 15 exons. The coding region runs from base 212 to 2311 and encodes 699 amino acids. The record is from RefSeq and is a predicted model, not a curated record. Gene Ontology annotation, biological process: activation of GTPase activity.
AAGUGUGUGACAGAGUGGAGCGGAGGAGUACAGCUGCUGCACCUCUCAGCGCGCCGGACAGCGGCUCUCCAGAGACCCGGGCGGCCGACCGACGGACACACCGACCUGUGGAGACAUUUAGUGGGAAGGCUGGAGUUCGUCAGGUCACCUCACACAGACUCCUCCGAUGUUGUAGGUGCUGAAGAUCUCAGUGGAUCGGGCUGCGGACGCCAUGUCCCACGGCCAGUCAGACAGCAGCAUGGGCGACCAGGCCCCUCUGAUUCUGGAGAGCUGCUUCUCCAACGAGCUCCAUAUAUCUGAGCCAGGUGAUGAAUGCUGCCAGUCACAAAGCUCCCCCAGUCCCCAAUGUGAAACCCCCCCGGAGGAUGAAGUAGACAGGAGGGUGGUGCCUCAGCAGGUGCGUCUGAGCACUGAGAGUCCUGCAGCGCGGAAGACCGGCACCCACCAGCUCAUCCCCAAGAGUUUAGCUGUGGCCACUCGGUCCAAGCACCGCCACCACACCACCGUGGUGACCUUCCCAGUGGGACUGGAGAACGCCAUCAGUGGGACUCGAAGCCGCCACUCAACCCAGGGGCCGGAUCUGUCCUGGGAGGAUUAUGACAGUGAUGGAGACGGCUUUGCUUUGAGGAGGAACCGCAGGAACAAGUCAUACAGAGCGGCUGUGACCAGCCUGGACAUUGAAGCCAUGGCAAGAGGCAAAGGGUCUGGAGCCACGCUGAAACCUGUCAGAGAGGAUAGAGCUCCCAGUCCAAGUCCAGCUCGAAGCCCCGGACGCAAGCGAACCCUGGGCAGAAAGAGGAACCAGAACCAUCGUGGGUCCUUCAAAGAUGCCACACCGCGCCUCUACCAGGAGAUCCGUGAGCGAGGGCUGCACUCCACCAACCAGGACGAGCUCCUGGAUGACUUUGUGGUGGUGGAACCUCCUGUGGAGGACCAGGGCAUCAUAGUGAAGAGCUAUCGACCUGCACAUCUCACCUGGAGCCAGCUGCCACAGGUGAAGGAGACAGAUAUACUGAAGAAAAUCACGCCUCAGGAGAGAAAGAGACAAGAGGCCAUUUUUGAGAUCAUCACGUCAGAGCAUUCGUACCUGCACAGUCUGGGCAUCCUGGUUCGUCAUUUCAAGAGCAAUGAAGCACUGAGGAAGACGAUGACGGCCACAGAGCACCAUCACCUCUUCUCCAACAUUUCUGUCAUCCACCAAGUCAGCAAACGGUUUUUUGAGGACCUUGAACGGCGUCACUAUGACAACCCAGUGAUCCGGGACAUUAGCGAUAUUGUUCAGAACCACGCCACCCACCACUUUGAGCCCUACAUCGUGUACUGCUCCAACGAGACCUUCCAACAGAGGACGCUACAGAAGCUGCUGAACAGCAACACUGCUUUUAAAGAAACUCUGAAGCAAAUUGAAGGGAGCAGUGAUUGCGGAGGCCUGCCCAUGAUCUCUUUCCUCAUCCUUCCCAUGCAACGAGUCACCAGACUGCCACUGCUCCUCGAUACAAUCUGCCAGAAAACUCCAGACAGGACAGCAGAGUACUUUGCUGCUGUUUGGGCUUUGCACGCCAUCAGCAAGUUGGUCACUAGCUGCAAUGAUGGAGCUAGGCGGAUGGAGAGGACAGAGCAGAUGUACACCAUCCAGAAACAGAUGGACUUCGGUAAAAUCAAGCCAUUUCCUUUGGUGUCAUCAUCGCGAUGGCUGAGGAAGCGCGGUGAGCUGGCUGUCUCUAGUGAAGAGCUCAGCAUCUGGAGGGCUUUCAGCCACAGGAGCUACUACUUGUUUCUCUUCAAUGACGUACUGAUCGUCACCAAGAAGAAGAGUGAGGAGAGCUUUGUGGUAAUGGACUACGCUACUCUGGAGAACGUGGAGGUGGAGGUCAUGGAGGAUUUAGAAGCACGGACGUCUCCGCCCGCCAAGAACAGUCACUAUCUUUCCUUCAGGCUGCUGAUGAGCAAGAACAGUGAGGGCAGAGCGGAGCAGAUCUCUCUGGUGGCUGAGUCCAGGGUGGACCGGGCGCGUUGGAUAAUCGCUCUUUCAGAACACAAGCAGACAGGUGUCGCCACUCCUACAGCUGGUCAGCCACAGUGUGAGGCCACCAAAGCCUACAUGCCAAAGGAGCCGGAUGACUUGGGACUGAAGCAGGCUGAGCUUGUAAUCGUUUUGCAGAAAGAGGAAGCCUGGUGCUAUGGUGAGAGAAUGAGAGAUGGAGAAAGAGGCUGGUUUCCUGCCAGCUGUGCCACAGAGAUCACCGACCCAACUGCCAUGGAGAACAACGUGCAGCGCAUGAAGCGUCUGCGCAAAGAGACUAAUGUUUGAGUGGAUAUACUCUCGUGGUGGACAAGAUAGCAGGAACAUCUUCCAGUAGAUUGGUCAUGCUCACAAUGUUCAGUUUGUGUUUACUGCAUUGUUCAUGAAUGAUACCAAGCAAAGGAAAAUUGUCCUGAAGUCCCUUAGCACCACACUGAAGGACGCUGACUGGGGUAGGUUCUUGGUUUGAAUCCAGACAGUGUGUUCAUGUUGCUUUCUGCUGUCAGUCUGUCCAAAUAAUUUUUAAAACAUGAAAGAAUCUUAAGAUGUAUUUGUUGCAGAGAUAUUGUAUAUUAAGGUGUUGUGUCAUCCUUUUAGAUGCAGCCAAUAAUGAAUGGACAUUUGCAAUAGCCAAAUUUAUUUGCAAACAGUGGGAAUUGUUCUACACUUGUACAGCAUAACCUCAGUUUAUUUGCUGCCGUGAAUGUAAAUUCAAAACCUUCUUGCUGAAGCAAAUGGACCUUGCAUGCCUAAAAUUUAAUUUAAACUCUAGGAGCUUCAAAACUCAAUUAUAUUGUCUACAUACAUUAUAGAAGAGAGGCUGCAUGAAAAACACAUUUUAGUAUAUUACCUACACAUGGCAUCAGUCUUGGUGUCAAAUAUGCUAUGUAGGACUUUUUAUUUCCUUCUGUCCUUUGGCUGCUGUGGCACACAAAUUUUUCGGUUUGGACAGUAAAGGAAUACCGAUUCAGAUUUGUAUCCGUGUUAUAGUGACCACAGAAUUAUCAGUUUUUGUAGAGUUUGAUAUACUGUGCCAUUGAUGAAUUUGGUUGAUUAACACUAAACGGCUUCAUAAAAGAUUACAUUUGUCUAAAAAUGUAUAUAUGAAAUGAAUACACCAACUUGUCUACUAUAAAGUUCCAAGAGUUGUGUCAAUGUUCAGAGGCCAUAUACAGUACUUGAAAAAUAAAAAGCCAACACUUGAGACAGUU